Molecule: messenger RNA, 4792 nt
Organism: Salvelinus namaycush (lake trout)
Lineage: Eukaryota; Metazoa; Chordata; Actinopteri; Salmoniformes; Salmonidae
Product: zinc finger protein 281-like
Exons: 8
Coding region: 168-3008 (946 amino acids)
Biological process (GO): regulation of transcription by RNA polymerase II
Molecular function (GO): DNA-binding transcription factor activity, RNA polymerase II-specific; RNA polymerase II cis-regulatory region sequence-specific DNA binding
Source: RefSeq, a predicted model, not a curated record
CCUGGACAAGAUGGAAGAAAGCAUCGGCCGCAAGACGACAAUGUUUUGUCUAUAACACCUCAAAGGAACGAACAAGAGAAGAAAAUACCAACAUUUAUAGCCAGUCGCGGUCAUGUGUAGGACACCCCUACCUGGCCCCAUCUAGUGUUUCCCCUCCUGCACUUGCCAUGAGUAUUAUCCAAGACAAGCUAGGCAACGAGUUCCUGCAAAGCAACGGGGGCAUGGACCCCAACUUCGCCCCGGGUAUGCUCAUGUUUAGUCACCUGCCGCCCGUCACCAGCUUCACCUGCCUGACUUCGCAGUCAGUCAUGGGGGGCAACCAACCCCAGGAGAUUAUCCUAAAAAAGGAACGUGACUCUCCUCCCCACGCCGGCAGCUUCCUCCAUGGCAUGGGCAUCAAGCAGGAGCGGAUGAGCGAGCUGGAUUACCGUGUGCCCCUCUAUGGUGGAGGAGGACUGGGUGGCAGCUGUGGCGGAGGGGGCAUGCGGAAGGGCAAUGAGAUGCUGGAGAUGCAGUUUGGUGGAGGCCACCACCACAACCAUCAGAACAUGCUCCUGCAUGACCUCAGCAACGGCCGAAUUGGAGAGCUGGUGUCUGGAAGACCAGUGAAAGGGACAAAAGAGUCGUCGGGAAGAAGACGGAAGAGCGACGGGGAAGGGAAAGCCAGAAGAAAACGUGGAGAACACAAGACGUUGGACGGCGACGGGGGCGGCCAGUCUCCCAACUCCAAACCACACAUCUGCGAGCACUGCAACGCCGCCUUUCGCAGCUCCUACCACCUCCGCAGACACGUACUCAUUCACACAGGUGAGAGGCCUUUCCGGUGCAGUCAGUGUAACAUGAGCUUUAUCCAGAAGUACCUGCUGCAGCGGCAUGAGAAGAUCCACAGCGGAGAGAAGCCCUUCAGCUGUGACCAGUGUAACAUGUGCUUCAUCCAGAAGUACCACAUGGAGCGACACAAGAGGACCCACAGCGGAGAGAAGCCAUACAGGUGUGACACCUGCCAACAGUUUUUCUCGAGGACAGACCGGUUACUAAAGCACAAGCGGACCUGUGGAGAAGCCUUAAAGAAGGGCCUAGACCCCAGCAUGCUGCAGCUGGCCGACGCAGACAUUGGCCACGGCAGCUACUCACUCACUCAGGGAAAUGCUACUGCCACCUCUGGACGCAGGAGGGGCAAGUCCAAAAACGCAGGCGAAGGCAUCGAGCGCAAGCGUAAGAGAACUGUGGCCGCCACCGUGUCGUCGGGAAGCCUGCAGGACUACGGCAUGGAGUGCUCCGACCUCGGGCCCAGCAUACAGGGUCGCACACCCAAGCUGGUCUUCAAGAAGGCCAAUAAGUCCCUCAACUCCAUGGAGGACGGGGGGCAGAAGCUGCUGUCUCAGAAGCAGGGCUCCAUGGAGCUGUCGGUGGGCUCAGGGCUUGAGGCCAUGGGCCUCCUCCAGGGCUCCUCUGGUGGGGGCGCCAAGCAGGCCCAGUCAGCCACCAGGCAGGCCCAGUCAGCUACCAGCAACAACUACGACGACGCCAUGCAGUUUGUGAAGAAGCGUCGCUACCUCCAACAUAUGGCCAACAGCGACUAUGGGGCACCCUCCCUCCACAUGGGCCAGCCCCAGUCCAGCAGUGUGAUUCAGGGCUCGCUGGGCCACCACAACGAGCCCACCAUGGCCAUGCUGGACGCCUUGCCCCUGGACCUCAAGCACCAUGACAAGUCAUGCAUCCCGGACGAGGUGCUCCAGAGCUUGCUGGACCAUUACAGCCACAAGUCAGACAACGCGCACCACCACCAUAGUGACGUAAGCUUUGACCUCACCGACAGCAGUGGCCCGCACCACGUGGACCUGCAGCCGGCCGCACCUGUCACCCCAGAGCUGGAUGACGACUCACCCAACGGCGGCGACAAGCAGGUGGUGAUGAGCGAGUACUCCAAAUUCCUACUGCAGGCCCUAGAGCGCACCAGCCACAGUGGGCCCUUCCCCACUCUGGGUCCCAGCAGGCCCUUCCCUCUGCUCCCUAGCAGCUCCAGCCCCACAGGGCCCCUCUUCCCUGACAAGCAUCUCUACACUACAUCCCCGCUGGAAUGUGGCUACCCACCAUCCAUCUCCUUGCCGUUGCCCAUCUCCACAGUCUCCUCUUCUUCGUUGUCAUCCUCUAAGUCCCACUACGGCAUGCUGGUAGGCUCCCUGUCCCAGCCGGCCUUCCACCGCAAUGGCCUGGAGGCGGCUAGCCACCAGCAGCUCACCCCGUCUCAGGAGCUUACCGAGCAGCUGGAGAAGCAGCACCACUCCCAUGGGUUCCAGCUCACACCCCAGGAGCUGACAGCCGCCGGCGGGGCCACCAAGGAGCAGGGGGCCAAGGGCAACAGGAGCAACGGCACCAACGGCUCCGGCAACUACGCCGACCUAGAUGUACCCAAGGAAGUGGACCUUCGGGCUACCUACCAGAUCGAGAACUUUGCCCAGGCCUUCGGCUCCCAGUUCAAGUCGGGCCGCCAUACCCCGCUGGGUUACAGCGCUGGCCUCGGGCCCGAGGUCGACCAACGAAUACGGGCUACUGUGUCAGAAUUCUCAGGGUUUACCAGUUUGUUAACUGACGUCAGCGAGCCAGUUAGUACAGGAUCGAAAACUGCAACAAGCCAAAGUUUCAGGAGGAGGGCGGAACAAAAAGACUGCAACAACUUCAAUGGAUCUUCCUGUUCAGUUUUCCUCAUCAAACCCUUUCCGCUACUUGUUAUGGUACUUCUGUGUCAAUGUGAAAACAACUGCUCACAUUUCCUCCAUAAAGGGCCACAUGUAAAAGACUCGCAAACAUGGAUAUUUAUACACUCAAUAACUCAUGGUGUACACACCCCAGCCUCAACAGAAAGAGGUUUCAACCCAAGGACCUUGUUUUGUUUGUUUAUAUAUGUGUUUGUGUGUGUGUCAAGUGGUGAUAUCUGUUUAGCCAUGCACCCCUUUGGAAUGCCCCCUUCAGUGGCCCAUGACAUGGAAACACACUGGCCCCAUUAGCGACAUUUCAACAAUUAUAUUGUCACACAUUUUUACCGCUUUGUCCUCCACUCCUGGCUGUUCCCUUUUUUUUGGCAAUGGAAAUCAAACAAGCGCUUUUGAAAAACAAAAUUGUAAUUGAAAACGAAAAACAACCCGACUCAAUUAAGGAUGUGCAAAACAGUGGUUUUUAAUUGGAGGAGAAAAUUGAACAGGGGUGGGUGGAAGAGAGCGUGAGGGUGUUCUGUAGGGAGGGUUCGACUGGGGUUGAACGGGUAUGGCCGUGGCCAUUUUAGAUGUAUAGUUGUGUUAGUCUUUUUGACUGUUUGGUCAGAUGGAGGGGUUGUACAAAUUAUGUUUUGUUAGAAUUGUGUGUUACCCAUUGUUAUGAGAGAUGCAGGUAUUAUGCUGGAACUUUUUUUAUUCCCACUCAUGUACUAAGACUACUGGAUGCAAAAAUCAAACUAUUUUUCCUUUAUUUAUUCUUGAAGAUAUUCUCCGGUACUUGAGUAUACUUUUUAGCCAGGAUUUCUCAAAGUAACGCCCACGAGCCAAAGGUGGUCCAUGAAAAUUGCGUACUGUGUCAUAUGUGCACCACGUCAUUGCUUGCUCUCUCGCUCUAUUGUGUGUGCGUCUUGCUAGCUGUCACUCAAAUGGCGACGGGCUGAAGCUCAUUUGCUGAAACUCUAAUUGCUAGGGGGGGUAGAUGUAAGCAAAAUGGCGGCUCACAUUUUCCUGAAAAGUCUCUUACAAACUUGGGGUUUCAUGGCCAAUUGAGGAAAGUCAUUCUGCUCAUAUAUUAUGCAUGUAUGGACUACACAAUGACACAUCCAGUUCAAAGCUGGAGGUAAGAAAAAUACUUGCUACUCGCCAAAGUGCUCGAUCAUGUCUUUAACCUAACAGUUUAUUUUUACAGAAUGUUUUGAAAAUGCAAGUAUUCACUGCACCUCAAUCUGUCUUCACCCUAUGAAAUCAGGCCUAAUACUGAAAAAUAUCCUCUGUGAUAUAGGCUGAACUUCACGUUAUAAAUCCCCCCCCCAAAAAAUGCAGUCCUUCAAACAUUGCGAGAAUAAACAAUGGCCUUUGUCUUCUGCGGCUCAAGCCAUUUCUCUCCUGGCAGCCGGGGUUGAUCUUUUCCUACAUCUGCUCAGAUCUCAGGAAACAAAAGUCUGGCUGGCCGGCCACUUCACUCCAAAACACACACUAUGCGUUGAAAGAAAGAGCGAGAGGCUGAGAAACAAACGAUAGGAUUGACCUAAAUAUACCUCAUAUCACUGUUGAAGCUCCAGAAAGCAGCAACACAUGUUUCAUGUAUGUAGUGAAAAUACUUUUUGUAUAGGUUAAACAUUUUGCAUAAUCAUGUAACACUGCUUGUGUUUACAAUUUAUAGAAGAGCAUUUGACUCGUUGAAAUGCAAAAUGUAUUAUCUUUUUUUUGUCUGUAAAGCAUUCACGCCAAGCAGUGUUGCAUUCUAGGUGCCUCAUAGAAACUGUCAUUUCUCUUAUGUUGUUAUAUCCUUUAUUUUUGUUACUUGCCCUAAAUGUUUUCAUAUCUCUAGAAGGAUAUUGUUUACAAAAAUGUACAAAAAACACUAAAAGUUUGUUCAUUUGGUUUCUUCCAAUAUGCAUGAUAUGAUGAUUUUGUAUGGCCCUUUUUUUCUGAUCGUCACCCCACCUAAUUGUAGCUGAUGCUUCCCCAUCCCUGUCCUUUUUGUUCUAGACCAUUGUGAUAUGAUUUACAGGGCUGUACAUGUUACUGCAUUUAUAAACUGAUUAGAGAAGCCAAUAAACAUUUUUUUUUACAAA